AGUUAUAUUUCAAAGACGGGACUGAGGUUGACUCGGUUGGAAGGCGUUAGAUCUGCCAACUCGACUUGCCGGAGGUUGUGGGUUCGUUUCUCACUGGGAGCGUCGGGUGUUGUGUGCGUGAAAACAUUGUUAUCGCUAAAUUUUCCUCGGCGGAUGAGCCCAAUUUAGCGUUUAAUUAAAAAACAAAUUCAAAGACUGGCCAAAAAAUCCUAGCAGAUUGACCAACAAAAGAACGAAGAAUACAGGUUAAUUACAUUUUGACAAGAGAGCUUGCAGCUGGUUUAUAUAUCAUCUGUAUAUCAAAACAAUGAAAAUAUAGCCAACAAAAUUGGAAUGGAUUUUGAUGAAAAUGGAUUCGCUUCAAAAAAUAAAGCACGAAACAAUUAACAUUCAAUUAUAAACAUGUUUGUAAAGGAUCCUUGUGGAAUUGUUUGUAUUAUUGUCACUUAUGUUGCAGUAUUUUAUGCAGAUUAUGUCGUGGUCAAAUGGAUUAUUUUACAAACUAUGAUAGAUAGUUUAUGGGGAACCUUUAACGUUGUUUUUUUUAAUACAAUAUUGUUCUUCCUUUUAAUUGCCCAUAUCAAAGCGGUGAUAACCGAUCCAGGUAUAAUUCCACUUCCACAGAAUAGACUAGAUUUUUCGGAUAUGCAUUCUCCAGACUCAGGUUGUGAUUUUGUUAAUUGGACCAUAUGUGCACGUUGUGAAACUUAUAGACCUCCUAGAGCCCAUCACUGUAGAAUUUGUCAAAGAUGUAUUCGGAAGAUGGAUCACCAUUGUCCAUGGAUCAAUAACUGUGUAGGUGAAAGAAAUCAAAAAUAUUUCAUACAAUUUCUUGUAUAUGUUGGUGCUUUAUCAGUGUAUGCUGUAACCCUAGUUGUAAUAUCAUAUAUUAAAGAAUGCCCUGAUUGUAUACAAGAUGUUCCUCUCAAGCAGGCCAGAAUAAUGCACUGUGUAAUUUUACUACUAGAGAGUGCACUAUUUGGUAUGUUUGUGGUUGCAAUUCUAGUGGAUCAAAUGCAAGCAAUUUUGCAGGAUGAAACUGCAGUUGAGCAAGUCAUGCAUCAGGGACCUUAUCGGCCUCAUAAACCAAAGAUGGCGCUGUUGAGCGAGGUUUGUGGUAGGGAGCAUCCAUUAUUUUGGCUGUUGCCCUGCUCGUCAGUGCCAAGAAAAACAGAAUCGCCACUCAUUAGUCAUCAAGUUUAAAUCGCUUUCCAUUUUUUUUCUCAAUGGAGACUAUAAACGUGCGCAAAAGUUUUUAGAAGAUUUUAGGCCUAAAUAAAUAUUCUUAUAUUUUUAAAAAUACAUUCUAGCUUGUUAUUGAAAAUGUAGAGGAGAUAAUUAUGGAAUUUUGAAACGGGUGCUUGCAAAUGUACAAAUUCAUAGACAGGCUCUAAUUUUCAAGCGGGACAACAAGAAUUGUUUUUACUUAUUCUGAGCAAUGAAUGCGCCACUUAGAAAUUGAGAAGGUGAAAAUUAUAUUUUCCCAAAUUCUAUUUAUUUUUGGGGUUUAGAUAGAUAAGACUCAAGGGCUGAUAUGUAAUUUCUCUUGCCAUGUUAUUCGCAAUAAAAAUAGGUAAUUAUUUUAAUUGCAACAGUAUUAUUUGUUGUUAUCUUAUUAAUAGUUAUAGAUGUUGCUUGGUUUAUUCCUAGCCGUGAAAAUUUGGCAAGCUCCUCCUCUCGGGCUAACUUUAAUUCCACAGGCGACAUCCUUAGUUUUUAUAACUAUUAAAUCAUCACAUUCGAUUUGUUUAUUAUUUUGUAUUACGCAAAUCAGAUUUUUAUUUCGUUGAUUUUUUUUUUAAUUAAACAAUAACGUACA
Messenger RNA from Cylas formicarius (sweet potato weevil), 1819 nucleotides. RefSeq names its product palmitoyltransferase ZDHHC3 (gene Dnz1). Gene Ontology annotation, biological process: protein targeting to membrane; peptidyl-L-cysteine S-palmitoylation. The record is from RefSeq and is a predicted model, not a curated record. The coding region runs from base 403 to 1203 and encodes 266 amino acids. Gene Ontology annotation, cellular component: Golgi apparatus; endoplasmic reticulum. The transcript is spliced from 6 exons. NCBI's taxonomy places the organism in Eukaryota, Metazoa, Arthropoda, Insecta, Coleoptera, Brentidae. Gene Ontology annotation, molecular function: protein-cysteine S-palmitoyltransferase activity.